Molecule: messenger RNA, 768 nt
Organism: Adineta steineri
Lineage: Eukaryota; Metazoa; Rotifera; Eurotatoria; Adinetida; Adinetidae
Source: the annotation of a GenBank genome assembly
AUGUCAAAAUCAAAUCAAUGCUCCACUUGCCAAAAACCAAUAGGAGUAAUGCAUUGCAUAGGUUGUGAUGGUUACUUCUGCACAAAGGAUUUCAAAGGUCAUCGUGAAAUAUUAUUUACUGAGAUGGAUGAACUUGUUGAAGAGCGUGAUAAACUACAAGAGAAAAUUAACAGAGCAAUAAAACCGAACAACUCAAUCAGUCCAUUAAUUGAGGAAAUCAAUGCAUGGGAAAGGGUUACAAUUGAAAAAGUACGACAAACAGCCGAGCAUGCGCGUCAGCAAGCUAAUCAGCUAAUGAAUUCAAAAUCUGUGAAAAUUACAAAUGAAUUCAAAGGCUUCUCAGACAAGUUAGCUGAUUUGAAAAAAACUGAGAACUAUGUUGAACAUGAUUUGACAAAACUUAAACAGAGGAUUCAUCAGUUUAAUGUAGACCUGACUCAACUUUCUCAAGAAACUAUAAUUGAACUUGAUAAAGAAGAAAGUGAAAAAAUAGAAUGGAAUCGUAUUAUCUACGUUCGAGAAAAACAUCUUGAAGUUGAACGUCAACAAACACCAAUAAUACUAAAAGAAGAUGCACGAGCAACUGUAUCACUUUCUCAAGAGCAACUUGGUUGUAGCGGUCGAGCUUGUGCACAUUGUGGUAAAUGUUCUGAUUGGUGUUAUAACAGUAAUAAGAAAGGUUAUUUCCGUCGUGAUGGUGCCACUUGCAAUCGUCGUUUUCCUUUUAUUACUUUUAAUAGCAAUCCUCAUUUCUGCGAGUGCAACUAG